CUUUCAUAGACGUUACAACGUUUAAGUUUCAGAUUUGACUUGAGUCAAUAUGAGCGAGGACUGGGAUGACGACCCGCCUUCAGAGUUUCAUCCAGUUGAAGGUGGCACUAGGUUUACUGGACCAGCUUCUUCAGUUGGAAGAGGACGAGGAUUUGGUCGAGAUGUUGACAGUCGUCACAAACCCAACAACAUUAACAAUACAUGGGGAGAAAAUCAGCAAGAAGGCGCAAUAGGCGAUAGAGGAGACAACAAGUGGGAAAGUGGCGACAACAAUAAUGGAAACAAGGAAAACAUUGAUUGGGGAAGCAGUGGCAGAGGAAACCGAAGAGGCCAUAGUUAUAGUCGAGGUGGUGGCAACAGAUUUAAUAAUGAUGAAACGUGGGUUGAAAAUGGCGAGGAAGGCUCAAAAGGCAGAAGAGGAGAUGACAUGUGGGAAAGUGGCGACAAUAAUAAUAAAGGAAAUAUAGGAAAUGUUGAAAGGAAUAGCAACGGUACAGACAGAAGAGGAAGAGGACGAGGUUUUGAUCGAGAUGUUGACAGUCGUCACAAAUUUAAUACAAACAGUAACAAAGGAUGGAGAGAAAAUGACCAAGAAGGCGAAAGAGGCGAAAGAGAAGAUGACAACUGGGAAAGUGGUGACAACUAUAAGAGAAACAGGGAUACCACUGAAUGGGGAAGCAGUGACAGAGGCACAGGAAACCGAAGGGACCGUGGUUAUAGUCGAGGCGGUGGCAACAGAUUUAAUAAUGAUGAACCGUGGGUUGAAAAUGGCGAGGAAGGCGCAAGAGGCAGUACAGGAGAUCGCAACAAUCAAACCCGAAGUAGCAGCGGAGUGGACGACAGCUGGGGUGGAAGAAGCGACGGUGCUUGGGGUGAAGAUGAUAAGGGAAGGCGUCGCCGCGACGUGGGCGACUCCAACAGAAGAGGUCGCACUGAUAAUGACACAAAUGAUGCCGGUCCGGAGAAACCACGGGAGAUUUAUGUGCCCCUGGAACGGGUCGGAGAGGAUGAUCUCUUCACAACCACCAUCACUUCGGGUGUGAAUUUUAUUAAACUGACUGACGUCGAAGUAAAUGUGUCGGGACAGAACGUGCCCAGGCCGAUUGCUUCAUUUGAAGCAUCCCAACUUAGACAACUGUUAUGUGAUAACGUGAAAAAGUCUGGUUACACCACACCAACGCCUAUACAAAAACAUGCAAUACCCAUUAUUGCAAACGGGAGAGACUUGUUGGGCUGUGCCCAAACUGGCUCAGGAAAAACCGCCGCGUUUCUACUUCCCAUAAUUAACAAAUUAAUGGAAGAUCAGUCUCCACCUAUCACUGAAAAUGGCACAGCACAUCCCAUUGUGGUGAUUAUCUCUCCGACCAGAGAACUUGCCAUACAAAUUUACGAACAAGCCCGAAAAUUUGCUUACCACACAAUUGUUAAGGUUUUAAUGUGCUAUGGCGGCACAUCAGUUUUUCAUCAGACUAGUCAAGUUUCUCGAGGUUGCCACAUUUUGGUGACAACUCCUGGUCGUCUGAUUGAUUUUCUUUCGCGUAACACUGUCUCAUUUGCUUCUUGCAAUUGUUUUGUUCUGGAUGAGGCGGAUCGCAUGCUAGAUAUGGGAUUUAUAUCAGCAGUUGAGCAGAUGCUUGGCCACGAGACUAUGCCAGCUACGGGUGUAAGACAGACGUUGAUGUUUUCCGCUACGUUUCCUGAAGAGGUUCAAGUUUUGGCGGGCAAAUUUUUAUACAAUUAUAUAUUUGUGGCUGUUGGCAUCGUGGGGAGCGCCUCAAGUGAUGUGGAACAGUACUUCCACAUGGUAUCAAAGUACAACAAGAGAGAAAUGUUGAUAGAAAUGCUUCAAAAAUCCAAAGGCAAAGAAAAAACCAUCGUAUUUGUGGAAACGAAGCGCAACACAGACUUCCUAGCCAGCUUGUUAAGCGAAAGCGACAUACAGUCGACCAGCAUCCACGGUGACCGACUUCAACGAGAGCGCGAGCAGGCCUUGUGGGACUUCAAAAAGGGCACAAGAAAUAUUUUAGUUGCGACCGCCGUUGCGGCCCGAGGUCUCGACAUCGAAGGUAUCCAGCACGUGAUAAAUUACGACUUGCCGAAGAGCAUAGACGAAUAUGUUCACCGCAUCGGUAGGACGGGCCGUGUAGGGAACUGCGGCAAAGCCACCAGUUUCUACGAUCCGGACGUCGAUUCAGGCCUGGCCGGGCCACUGACGAAGAUUCUGGAACAGGCCGGGAUCACCGUUCCGGAGUUUCUGCGCAAGGCCGGAUAUGGCGGCGGAUCGUCGGAUGCCUUUAGCGGCAGGGAUGUCAGAGGCAACGAUUAUGGUACUGACGUUAAAGCUGCAUUUGAUCCAUGUGCCGAUGAAUGGUUUAAGUUCCUGAAAUCGCUCUUCCGGCCUCUGCAUUCAGGACAUUGAUUCAUACGCCUGAAGCAGGAUUUGCAGCAGCUGUGACCGAUGACGCACAUUCGGAUUGGUGGUUUCAUGUAGUCAAGGCAUACGACACACUUGAAUUCGCUAAUUAAAUCAUACAUUAUCUUGCUGGACAUUAUGGUUGGUUGAUUGAUUUAAACGUUGCACUCCACCAAAGGUUUGACAAUUUUGCCUAUUUGGUCGGAUGCAAUUAGUAUUUAUAUCCAUUCCUAUUCAGGUAUAAGAAAAAUUUAAUAUAGACUAUUGGAUUAUGAGAUUUAGGUUCUAUAAAAAUAAUACCUGGCAUUAUUACUUCUAUUUUUUAUAAUUUAUAUCUGAAUUUAAUUUAAUCCCAUAUACAAACGCCGUCGACGUCUUGGAGCAAAUCUCAAAAACCAGGUAAUCAAUCUAUUUCAAAUUUUGGGAGUGUUAAUCAA
Messenger RNA from Aethina tumida (small hive beetle), 2850 nucleotides. RefSeq names its product ATP-dependent RNA helicase vasa-like. Gene Ontology annotation, cellular component: nucleus; P granule. The transcript is spliced from 14 exons. Lineage: Eukaryota; Metazoa; Arthropoda; Insecta; Coleoptera; Nitidulidae. Gene Ontology annotation, biological process: cell differentiation; gamete generation. The record is from RefSeq and is a predicted model, not a curated record. The coding region runs from base 50 to 2419 and encodes 789 amino acids. Gene Ontology annotation, molecular function: RNA helicase activity; ATP binding; RNA binding.